CCUAAAACUUCUGAGUUUGCCUUUUUCAAGAAACUGAAGAAAGAUGCGGGCCAAAGAUUUGAUUCACAUUCAAUGCAGAGGAUCAAAAACCAACCACACAAAUGGAAUUCCGGCGAAUGUUGUAGAGCAGUAGGUUGGUUUAAAUCAGAUGUUGUCCUCACUUUGACAGAAAUUGAUUGAUAUCGCCUUCAUUUUGUUCAGUACAUUUAAUUCCUAGUUUCUUUCUUAACGAUGCAAUUAUGAUAUUUUCUUCUUUACUGGGCAGAGCGGACCAGAACAGUUAGGAACAUCUCUAAGUCCUCAGAGGGGACCAAAAUUACUAUAAAUCGUCCGUUGCCUGCCGGAAAGGCUAGCUCUAAGGAGUUGGGAUCACGGUUUUCCGUUGAAAAAGUUAACUCUAAGGACUCAAGAUCACCGUUGCCCGUUAACAAUGUGACACUUACUAACUUUGAUUCAUUCCCCUCGCCAGUCGACAGAGCAGUAAAUAACUCAGAGGUCAAAUUAAAGAAUGCCUUUUCAGCCGUUGAGCCUAUAUUUAGCAUAGAAGAUUGGUUACAGCAUCAUAGUGACAACAAGAAACCAGGAGGUAGAUAUCCUGUUGUCAAUAUUUUUAUUCUCUGUUUCGAAAGUAAAGGAGGUAAAGAGGGGAAAAUGGAUGUAGGGAAAUGCCGUAUACUGGUUUCACCUUGGUCUUCCAAGCUAUAUAUAGAAAAAAAAGGGAUGAAAUCAUCAUCUGCUAUCUGAAAGAAUAUUAGUCAUUGGCUAAAUCUGAGAAUAUUUAAGUCAUUUCAUGAAAUAAAAUUAGAUAAUUUCAACUUUCAGGGUCCCAUGCUGAUGAAGCAGAAUUAUUUUCUAGAAAGAGAGAGAAACUGCUGCAGUGGGCUCAUAACUCAUUUCCUGAGAUAGAGGAACUCGGUUCCAAGGGGUGUGAUGUCAUUUCAGUGCUCCUUAGUCGGCUUUUUCCUUCGAGCAAUGAGAAGAAUGGUUACAGAAGCGCAGAGUCUGCACCGUUGGAGAGCAAUACCAAAGCAGAGUUAUUUACUUGUCCCAAGUCUGAUAUUCCUUCCAAGAAAAUUUACAGGUUGCCAGAAAGGAAGAUCAUGGAAAUUCAAGAUACACCAUCAUACUUGGAAAAUGCUACAUCAUCUUAUUGGUCAGACAUAUCAAGGGAAACCAUGAUCUCUGAUAUCGACUCUACAACCUAUAACUAUCACAGCGCUCUUCAAAAGACUUUAGAAUUACCUACCUGCAAACUAAGAGAGAAAAAUCUGACUUCCUGCAUUGAUAAUGACUCCACUUUUGGCUUUCCAUUCGUGAGACAUGGAUCUUUUCUACCAUUUAUUUCUUCCAACGAGCCAGAUGAUUUGCAUGACCCAAAUGGAUCUUUACCUGCAAGAGAGGCUUUUUUGCCACUGCUUGAAUGGGAUUCCUUAAAUGGUACAUCACCUUACUGGUCAGACAGAUCGAGGGAGACUAUGCUCUCUAAUAUCCACUCUCCACCCUAUAACAACCACAGCACCCUUCAAAAGUAUUUAGAGUCACCUAGCUAUGAAGUAAGAGAGAAAAAUCUAAUCUCCCGCGUUGAAGGUGACCCCACUUUUUGCUGUCCAUUUGUAAGACCUCAAUCUUUUCUACCAUUUAGUUCUUUUAAAGAGCCUGAUUAUUUGCGUGAUCCAACUGGGUUGUUGCCUGGAGGAGAUCCAUAUUUUCCGCAGCUUGAAUGGGAUUCUGUAAACAUGAAUAAACGAAGCUCAUCUGCUACUUACCAGAAUACAAAUUGGACUAUAGUUCCUGCAUUACAAUGUUCAUGGGAUCAUCAGCAAACUCUAGAUAUCCCAUUUAAUUCUGUCGAAAAGCUAGAUGAUUCCCAUGAUCCAAAUGGAUCUCCUGGAAGAGAACCACAUUUGGCAUUGCUUCAGUGGCACCCUGACGUAAAUGAAAGGAGCUUAUCAGCUACUUGUCCAGAUACAAAUUGGACCCUAAUUCCUGCAGCACAAAGUUCAUGGAAUCAUCAGCAAAGUCUAAAUAACUGGCGCGAAUCAUUUGGAACUCUUGGGUUGUGUUCAUCACCUGUACUAGGAAAUUAUCCCCAAUACUUUUAUACAUUAGUGUCUCCCACUAGUACCAGCUAUGAGAAACAUGACUUUGGAAGAUCUAUUUUAGAAACAGAUGAAGAAAUAAUUGCAGAUUCGCAACAUCUUCCUUUGACCUUAUCACAUUCCUCAAAUUGCUUUAAUCUGAUUGCUGAUUGCAAUCAUUUUGAAGUUGCAUGUCAAGGCAGCGAGUCUAGUGGCUUUCUCCCAUCUCCUGAAAAUCACCUUGGCUUCAUGAGCAAUGCUUUGGUUGAGGAGAAUAAUACUACUGAUUUUGGAAAUCAUCUUUCCUAUGUCCUUAAUGUACAAUGGAAAUCUUACAAUCAAGUUGUUUAAGAAGAUAAAUGAUCUUCAAUUUCCUGAAAAAGGAAUCCUAUAUUCAACUUUCUUUGUGAAGAUGAAUUUGUGAGUUCCUUGGGCGGUUCACAUUAUAGAGGCCUUUUUAACACUGCAAUGAAGUUAUGCUGGACAUCCAUGACUGGUGAUCUUUAUAUUUCCAAAUAUCUCGGGACAAAGAUAAAGGUCACAGAGGAACUCAGUCUUGCAGCUUAAUUGUGGCACUUUCUUCUGUCGAGUGCCCGGGAGCAUGCAGAGUGGAACUGUGAGCAAAAACUGAGAACUUGGACCUAAGAUUCUGAGAGUGCUUCACCAAUCCCAAUGGUUAUCAAAUGACGGCUUGAACCUUAUCCAAUGAGAUGCAUUUUGAGGUAAGGAUCAAUGACACACCAUGUUAAGUAGAAUUCUAGAAAGGAAAGAUGUUAUUGUUAAUUCCAUUAGUUAGAAUGAAAUCAUGCAAUUUGCGUUGAAA
Messenger RNA from Gossypium arboreum, 2901 nucleotides. RefSeq lists its product as uncharacterized. The record is from RefSeq and is a predicted model, not a curated record. Bases 1101 to 2429 code for a protein of 442 amino acids. NCBI's taxonomy places the organism in Eukaryota, Viridiplantae, Streptophyta, Magnoliopsida, Malvales, Malvaceae. The transcript has 5 exons.